UUGUCCCGCAUGUGUAUGGCUCUAGUGCCGAUAUUGAGGGCGCUGUGCUGAUGGAAGAGCCCAAGAGUUUGAACGGCAAAAGUGAACGGGAGCUUCGUCUCGGCGGACUCGAAUCGUGCGCUUGCUUCACUUUUUUUCUCUGCCUCUCUCUCUCCCUCUCUCUCAGGUCGAAACUAACCACGACACAAGUGGCAGCUUUUGCAACAGGGGGUUUUAAGGAUAUUACAAUCUUCCUAAGCAUGCCGAGCCCUCCUCGCUGCUCGUAAAUCCGCCUCAGUUUUGCUUCGCACCGCCACAUGCCUCACGGCGGAUGCGAGCGAGCGCACGGCGCGGCGCUAUAAGAGACAGCGAAGAAUGAAUCAAACGCGAGUUUUGUAACGCAUCCGGACGACUUUUUCUAUCGUGUUUUUCUAUUCAAACGACCGCAAGAUGAAAUAAUCGCUCCUCUCGGCGCUUCAUCAGCACUGUUUCACUCAUGGCUCUGUGAAAUCUCCGCGUACUUCCAUCCAUCCGUCGUCGGGACUUUUCUCUAAGGCUGCACUUGAUGAUAAUGCCGAAAGUUUGGAUAUACGGCUUUAACAGUACAGUACAGUAGAUGUGUGUAACUCGAGGCGGGGUUAAAGUUCAGCUCUAUGGAGCGCUGAAGCGUCGCGCACACUUCGCAGAGUUGGAAAUGUGAAAGCAAGAAGCAAGGCUUUAUUUUCCCUCUCUCCCUUCUUCUCUGUCUCUCUUUUUUUCUCUUUUCAUACACACAUAUACAUACACACCCCAUACAUUCACACAUACACACCCUCACUCACACACACGCACACACACACAACAUAUACAUCGCCAAUUCAAGAGUUAAAACCGACAGAUAUGUAUUCUCCGCUAUGCCUAACACAGGAUGAAUUCCAUCCUUUCAUUGAAGCACUGCUGCCCCAUGUGAGAGCGUUUGCCUACACUUGGUUCAACUUGCAGGCCCGCAAGAGAAAAUACUUCAAGAAGCACGAGAAGCGCAUGUCUAAGGAAGAGGAGCGAGCCGUGAAGGACGAGCUGCUCAGCGAGAAGCCGGAGGUCAAGCAGAAGUGGGCAUCGCGGCUGCUGGCCAAACUCCGCAAGGACAUCCGGCCGGAGUUCCGCGAGGAUUUUGUGCUCACUGUCACCGGGAAGAAGCCCCCUUGCUGUGUGCUCUCCAACCCCGACCAGAAGGGCAAGAUGAGGAGAAUCGACUGCCUGCGUCAGGCGGACAAAGUGUGGCGCUUGGACCUGGUCAUGGUGAUUUUAUUCAAAGGUAUUCCGCUUGAAAGUACUGACGGCGAAAGGCUGGUUAAGUCUCCGCAGUGCUCGAAUCCGGGGCUGUGCGUGCAGCCGCAUCACAUAGGAGUUUCCGUAAAGGAGCUCGACCUGUACUUGGCCUACUUCGUGCAUGCAGAAACGGGGCAGUCUGAAAGUCCGAACCAACCCAGUGAAGGUGACAUCAAGGACCAGCCAGAAAAUGGGCACCUUGGCUUCCAGGACAGUUUCGUCACAUCAGGUGUCUUCACCGUCUCUGAGCUCGUGCGAGUCUCACAGACCCCCAUCGCGGCAGGGACGGGGCCCAACUUUUCGUUGGCAGACUUGGACAGCUCUUCCUACUACAGUAUGAGCCCUGGGGCCAUGAGGCGCCCCCUACCCAGCACUUCUUCUAGCAGUUCUGCAAAGCGUAUCAAAUGCAUGGAGGAUGAGGUGGACAGCCCGGGAGAGGAGUCCUACUACCCAGGUCAGGGACGCUCGCCUGGAAGCGGCAGCCAAGCCAGCAGCUGGCAUGAAGUAGAGCCAGCUGGAUAUAAACUGCGUGGCUCGCUAGCUAGUUCGUUCAUCUCAAGACAAGGGAUGCCAUCGCCUACCACAUUAAAGAAGUCAGAGAAGUCUGGUUUCAGCAGCCCUGUGCCUUCGCAGACCGCUUCCCCUCGAACGGCAUUCACACACCAUCAUCGACCUGUCAUUACAGGACCCAGAGCGAGUCCUCACGCCACGCCGUCAAGUCUCCAUUUCCCGACGUCGCCAAUCAUCCAGCAGCCCGGCUCGUACUUCUCCCACCACGCCAUCCGCUACCACCCCCAGGAGACGCUCAAGGAGUUUGUCCAACUUGUCUGCCCUGACAGUGGUCAGCAAGCUGGACAGGUGGGCUUCCUUAAUCCCAAUGGGAGCAGUCAAGGGAAGGUGCACAACCCGUUCCUGCCCACCCCCAUGUUGCCGCCUCCUCCGCCACCCCCGAUGGCGCGACCCGUGCCCCUUCCCGUGCCAGACUCCAAACCUCCCUCCACCUCCACCGAGGGAGGCGGCAACUCCCCCACCUCGCCAACCUACUCCACACCGAGCACGUCUCCCGCUCAGCGCUUUGUCAGCGUGGGCCCCAGAGACCCCAGCUUUGUAAAUAUCCCUCAGCAGCCUCAGUGGUACCUGGGCUAAAGACUCCCGACACGGACCGGCCGCUCCCGAGGUCACACGACCACCCCCUCUGUCUCCCCUGAGUACGACCCGCAAACAUGUACACCAGUCUGAACAGAGAGAAGCCACUUGCUGCCCCAGUACCGGACAGACCCACAGCAUGGCUCCAGCAGAAACCCCGCCAAGCCCUGGAACAAGAGGAACCGACUCAACGCGCUUACACCCACUUACUAUAUAUCUAUAUAGUCCAUAUGUAUUCUUCCAUAUGUAUGGUUUACAUGCCUAUAUUCAUAUAUAGUAGCUGUCCAGCUCUUCUGAGGGUGGAGCUCGGAAAAACAAAAACAAAAAAAAAAAAAAAGAAGAAGAAGAAGAGCUUCGUUUUCUCGGAAACGUGCACGUUUUAUUUUUUCUUUUGUUUCGUUUGGUUUUGUUGUGUUUUUUGGUUCACCCUCACAGAUAGACGAGGAAAACGUAACGUGACGCAAUCAAAGAGCUUCCCGCAUCUGUGCCUGUGGUCUUAAAGUGAAUUCGAAGGCGUUUCCAACGCAGUCUACGGCCAAGGGUCGCAAACCCACAACCACCCGGAGGUCGGAGCUCUGCCUUUCAAUCACUCGUGUUUUGACGGAUCAAUCCGGUUUUUGUAUCGGUGAACGUUGGAGCCGUUUGGAACGUUUCGCCUGGGUCAGAUAUGCCACCAGCUAAAAAUCUCUAUUGCGUCUUCUGGCCAGGACCAUUUCCAACCCCUUCCACCAUCAUCAACACCACCACCACCACCAUCAACACCAUGUCAGAUCAAGAACUUUCAAGGACUCAACCAAACCCAUUGUUUCAGUUGUUUUGUGUCAUUUCGGGGCAGGCGAUGAAGAAGUCACGAACGGUGAUGUUUGAUAUCAGGUCAUUUUACCGUACGCUAACGGGAGAUCUCCCUCCCCACUUGGAGGCAUGUUCAUAUUUUGUGUUUUUCGUACAAAAAUCAUCCCGAUUCUUUCUACAAAACCCCAGCGGAAGGUCUGUCGCACGCCAAGGGCCGAGUGAAGGUUCGAUCUUCCAUAAACUUCAAGAAAAGGUUAACCGUGAAUACUGAAUUGAGGAAAGUGCAAUUUUGUUGGGUAGAUGUUGGAUUGUUAAAUAUCUUUGUAAGAUAGAUCGUUGAAGCGAUUGUUGAAAAGUAUAUAUAUAAAUAUAUAUAUUUUUCUUCCUAGUCCGUUCACACCUCCAGGACUCUAAAAUAUCGGGGUACAAAAAAGAAAAAAAAAACACGUAAAGAGAAAAUAGAACAAAUAGCCUUGUGAGAAAUAAGGGGAGCUGUAAUUGAAUUUUCUGUUGUUGUUUUUUAUGUGUUUGUUUGUUCAUCGUUUGUUAGCAUUGUAGAACAAAUAUCCCUUUAAGAAAUAUCAACGUUUAAACAAUCAAUUUAGUUCAUUUCAAAACGCUACAGCGAUUAUUUCAACCUGAUCUCAUGAUGAAAACGUACCUGUGGGAACUUUUUCAUGAGACGCGGAAUACGUACUGAUGAGUUUAUAUCACUGCAGUUAUAGAAAUGUCCAAUGAGUGGCGCUAAAAGAGUGUUUUUCCUAGAACAGAUGAACGUACAUAUGGAAUGUUUUAUGUGACGUGGGUUUUGUACGUGUCACUGCAGUUCUGACUUGAAAUGUCCAUUGAGUGGUGCUAUAACUCUAAUGGUGUGUUCACACCAAACCAAAAUUUUUCCCCUCGAGUUGACAUUUUUCAACUUGCACAGAAGACGUAAAUAUCGCGUGUUGAUAAUCUCUUUAUUGAUUGGCUUGCGCGAGAAUGCGUCAUGCAAUUUUUUUUUCCUCGAGUUGAAAUUUUUUUAACUUGCACACAGUCGCAUGUUUGAAUCAAAUGCUUCGCCCGGUGCAAAUUUGCUUCUCUUUGCACCUGUGCAUUGACUUUGUAUGUAAUCUACACUCUUAAAAAUAAAGGUGCUUCACGAUGCCAUAGAAGAACCUUUUUUGUCUAAGUGGUUGCAUAAAGAACCUUUAAUAUCUGAAGAACCUUUCUGUUUCACAAAAGGUUCCUUGUGGCAAAAGAAGGUUCUUCAGAUUAUAAAAAGGUAAAAAAGGGAUGGUUCUUUAAAGUACCUUUGACUGAAUGGUUCUUUGUGGAACCAAAAAUGGUUCUUCUAUGGCAUCACUGCGAAGAACCUUUUAAAGCACCUUAAUUUUUAAGAGUGUACUCAUGCAAAUAAUUACAUUUCAGGCUACAGUAAUAUUGUCUUCCAGUUUCUGAUACAAUCGGACGUGUCGAUAAUCUCUUCGCUGAUUGGCUUGCGUGAGAAUGCCAUGCGAAUUUUUACUCAAGUUGAAAUUUUUCAAUUUGCGUGGAAGACGCGUUUGAAGUGAAUAACGUGUGUUCGCGGCAAACGCAUCGACCAGCACAAAUUCGCAUGUUUGCAUUGACUUUGUAUGUAAUCUACUCGCGUGAAUAAUUAAAUUCACAUUUGGUGUGAACACACCAACAUGCUCUGUGAUGUUUUAAAAUAACGUAGGAUCUGCACUACACCUAAACCUACCCAAUAGCAUGAAGAAAAGCAAUUGUAAUUUUCUCAUCUUAAUCUACUCAUCUUCCACCUCAUGUUUUUCGUAGGAUUCCGCAUCCUAAGUCUAAUUCCGUGCCGGUUACCGAGCAAGCUUGUUACAUCCGAAAAAAGCGAAACAUAUGGAGCUGUAAUUAUAAAUGUAUACGAAAACGAUUACAAGUGCUCGCUGUUUUACCACCUCUAGUGAUUAUUUCUGUUGGAAACUGCAGUGAUGUGUACUUAUUGGUGCGUAUUUCACGUCUUGCGGAAAAGUUCCCACAGGUACGUUUUCAUCAUUAAAUCAGGUAGGAUUAUUUUAAUUCAACCGAUUAGACGAACAUAAAAAUUGACUGUUUAAAUUCAUUGCGAAAUAGUGAACCAACUUCCUCGCGGACGCUUUCGAAAGCGUCGCGUAAAAAUGUGAAGAUCGAAAAAAUGCACCCAGCUUCCCUCGCAUGCAAUUUUUGUUGUUUUUUCGAGUUUUUGUUCGUUUCCUGUACGAAACACACAUAUAUAUAUAAAUAUAUACACUUACAGUCUCAUCCACCGUCGAUCAAAGCUCAGUAAAGUUUAAAAAAAAAAACUUAAGAAAAUAAUCUGCAUGUUCUAGUGUUAGUGACAAAUUUUUACAUAGAUUACGUAGAGUUAAAGUAGUGUGAAAAUAUUGUAAUCCCAACAUCGGGCACUUGCCGAUCAAGUAUUUGUUUGGUCCUUUAAAAAAAAGGGUAUUUUUACUGCUGUUCUCACAAUCAACCAGCUAAACAUCUCUCUCUGACUCUUCUUAGCUUGUCGUCAUUUCUAUAAAGUCUCCCUUCCUCCUUUAUUCCCGUCAGAACAAUCAUUUUCAUACGUACGCACUUCAUCGUCCCUUUUCGAACUGCACGAACAAUUCCACAUCGAUGUGCCUUGAGCGAUGGUCUAGUUCUGAGUUGUUGCACAAGCUGCAAUGUGGAGACUAUUUUUUUACCUUUCGCCCCACCUUCCACGUGUAGUCAAGUGGAGAGAGUGAAAUUAGCGCUAAUCGAUAAUACGCAGUAUUACUCUCCAUUUAACUACAUAUCGCUUCGAAAAUCCCAUUCAAUCAGUCGAAAGUCAAUCAUUCGCCCAACACGAAGGUUUUUGUGUCAUCGAGCCCUCUUUCUCUGAUUUAACACUAGUGUAUUGAUAUUUAUGGAUGUUGCUGCAAUUUCUAAAAUGACGACUACUUUUUCUUUUUCUUUUCAGUCUUCCUGUUUUUCUUUUUUUGUUUGUUUCGUUCCCAGAGAUGAAUAAUGAGGAAAUGAUUAUUAUGCAAUACUUGCUUGCACUCAUGUAGUCAUUUUUUAUUUUUAUUUCAUUUUUUUUUUUUUUUAAACCACCAAAGUGAGCACUUGACAGGUCAAGUGGCUGAACGUCAGUGUGUUUUUCAUGCCCAUGACACGAAAAAAACGCCAUUGAUCAGCCUCACUUGGGUUUCACACAACAUUCUUUGUGUUUUUCGGUCAUGAUCGAGCCUUAAAAAUGAGGAAACUUCCUUUCCAUCACAAACACACGAGCGAACACGUCCAGAACAAAAAAAAAAUAUGCCCAGUUUUUGUACAUUUUGACAAAGUUCCAUGUUAUAUUAAUUGUUUACCUGUUUAUUUUCUAUUGCGUAUAUCAUUUAAGAAAAAGAAAAAAAAAAAAACAACAAAAAAAAAAAAAUUUGAUGGGGACAAAUUUCCCAGGCAUAUGAUGUGAUGGUUUAGUAGUUACACUUGUGUGGGAUUUUUUUUUUCUUUUUUUUUUUUUUUUUUUUUUUAGCGUGAUUUUUUUUGUCAUUGUUCUUGCCUACCCUUUAGAAAUGAGUUGGGCAUUACUUUCUUAAUCGUCUGCACUAAAUAUAAAAUAAUGACAAUUGUGAUAAUUGAGAAAAAAUACAGAAAAAAUACAAAAAAAAAAAAAAAGCUUCCAGGGCUUAAAAGAGCGAAGGGAAACACGAUUGCACGGAUAUUUUUUUGUCACAAAAACCUUGUUUAGAGCAGCCUGGCAUCUAAUCAGCGAGAUUGGCUGUGUGUGUAAGAUAAUGACAAAAUUGCACCCUUUUUAAAGAAAGAAAAAAAAAGAGAAAAAGAAUUUCAAGCAAUAGUUUGGGCAGUCUGUUUUGUUCUCGUGUUGUGUGUGUAAUUUAGUUUUUUGGUACAACGUUGGAGAAGACGCGGGAGAAGCGAACAAACCGAAUCGAUUAGAUACGAGAGUUAGGGCGGACGCACCUGAGUAUGGGAGAUUUGAUGUUUGUAUAUUGUAUAGUUUUAUUAAUUACACUGAUUUUAAAGCUGCCCUAUUUUAUAAUGCAGGACUUUUGUAACAUUGAUUAAAUGAGGAAAAACUAGUGUUGUGAAUUUUCUGAUUGUUUGUAUUAAGGCCACAUAAAUAGAACUGGUUUUGUUUGUCCUCUGGGGAACUGGAUUUAAGUUGAAAACUUCCUGUUUCCUGUUUUUUCUUUUAUUUGCUUUCCUUUUUGUAUGUAUUUAAGGACUUAUUUCUUCUUUCGAUGGUAUAGAAGUACUCCUAUACUUGAAAAGUGUAGGAUGCCGAGGUGAAAACCCCAUUGUAAAUGGAUGUUACAAGUAUGCUGUAUGUUUUGAAGGUUAUUUGUUGCAUCAGUGUUGAUGAAGCUAAAUCUAGAUAAUUCUGAGGAUGUUGGUAAGAAGAGAGCGUUUUUAUGCAUUUUAAAAUUAGUUUUAGGCAGAAGACAAUGACAUAGACAGCCAAAGGAUGCCCCUAUUAUAAAUGCAUCUAGGCAUCUUUUUGUGUUCACCAUUCCAUGCAGGAAAAUAAACCGCUUGAUAUGCAACAUGAUUCUUUUUUCUUUUCAACUUCUUCAUCUUUCUUCCACCGCCCACCAGCACACACAAAGACACUCGAGCGACGUUAAGUGACGGGAAGGUCGGUCACGACGGGCCGUCCAUAAAGCCAUUCCUCACUCGACUCUACAUUUCACGUAAAAGCGAGGCCCUCGGGUCACAUAGCUCACAUGAAAAUCACUUGAUGGUGGUUUAAAACACUGAAAAGACAAUUACUCAAAAACAGGAAGAACUUUGACUUUGGUUGAGGAUAAAUGGACAAUGUCCAACCCCCAAAAAAUCUAAUUCCCAUCCCAUUUUGUCACUUUUCAGUUUGGUUAAGAUUACACAGUCUUACACGCUGACCCUUUAAGUGAUAUUUUAAAGGGAUCGUUCACCCAAAAAUGAAAAUUGCCAUCAUUUACCUUCAAGUUGUUCCAAACAUGUAUGAGUUUCUUUCUUCUGUUGAACACCAAAGAAGAUACUUGUUAAAAUGUUCAUAAAUGAUGGCUGAAUUUUCAUUUUUGGGUGAACUAUGUCUUUAUGAUAACAUUAGUUUCAUGCUAGUUCUGAAACAGGGUUGAAUAAAGGUCCUGCAGGCCUUUAUCAUUUUUACGUCCCCAUUUUUGUUGCGGGAACAAAGCAUUGGAUGGUUUAAGGCAGAAAUACGGCUUAUAUCAGGGUAAUAUUCAAUCGUGAGACAUUUAAAAGUCUAAAAAACCAAAAACACAAUAAUUGAAAUAAGUAUGCGGCGAUUUGACUACAGGUACAUAUUUUUUGUUACGUUAAACAAACCCAUGUUUCACUUUCGGGGUCCAUGAGGAGUUUGAAUACAAAUGUGUUGUCAGUUUCAUCACACCAUGGAUUUAACCCAUCAUGCACCAGUGGCGGGUGGCUUAACUGCACCAAAUGGUAUCCUUACAAGGUGCUAAAUUUUGCUGAUAAAGUGGAGGCUAACUGGAAACGAUCCUGCUUUCUGAUAGCAUAGCAGCGUAAUCCGCAUGAGAACUAUGCACUGACGACACGCUAAUCUAAUCAGAGUCUGGUACUUGCACCUUUGCCUUCUUCUUUUUUUAAGAACUUGUAUCGAAAUCUAAGGAAUAACGGAACUAAAAGCAAACCAGCAUUUUACCUGAUGUAUCUAAGAAGAUCAAAUGUAGUGCCUGUGAAAAACUGUAUUAUAUCGCUCUCUCAAUAUCAAACCAGUUAACAGUUUAUAAUCGUUUCUGUUUUGUCAACACCACUAGCCUUUUCUGAUUCUAUAGCUGUUUAGUAACCACACUCUAUAAACUGCAUGCGCCUCCAUAACCGAUGUAAACAUGACUAGAUGAUCUAACCUAGCUCUGCUACCAGUCACAAUCCUCCAAGAAGCUUCUCCGAUUCAUACUCGUUCGCAGCCAGUUUCAACGUAGUUUCAUUGCAUAAUGAAGUCAAGAAGCGAUUUACGUCUACUAAAAUUGACCGUCCAUCUAAAUUCGGGUCCUGCUGUAGCCCUCUAUCAUCUCCAACAACAAUCAAGGUCUGUGUUUCCUCAUUUUCCCACACUCGACAAUCGAUACUCAGUGGAACUGGCAUCUUCUUGCUGUAGGUGCAAUUCACAACAUCUCUGGAGUUUUAAAGUUAAACACGAAUUUCUGAUUCCUUAAACCGGCUUCACACUACAGGAGUUUCAGGCAGUUUCCUCCAUCUCCACUAUCCAACGAACCCGUACAGCAGCUUGUUCUGCGGUCGCGCAUUGGCGCGAAUGUAUUGUGAAAGUACUGAGGUAAUCAUUGCCGUAAUCAUCUAGAUUUAAAAUCCUAAAUAUCAAAUCGGAAACCCCGAUUUGUGUGGAAGAUUUGAUCUGUAAACACCUGACAUUGCCAAAUAAUCCACGCCAAACAUCGGAACCGACCGAGGUCCUCGAAAAGAUUUUUUUCUCCGAUUCUCGGGAGGGAAAAAUCCGGGAUAAUAGGCCUAGAGCUCCUGUAGUGUGAACGCGGCUUUAAUGGUUCCUUUAACGAUUCUAUUUGUGGUUUUAAGGCAAUAAAUGUUUUAAAAAGAAAUGCAAUUCCAUUGCCAAAUGAUGAGAUGGUUUUAAAAAUGAACCAUGGUUUUACUACAAAUUAACCAUGGUUUUGGUAUUCUAACCAUAGAUUAACCAUGGUAUUUGUAGUAAAACUGUGGUUGUACAAAUAGUAAUCAAUACGCCAAACAACCAUGGAAACACUUUUACUAUAAUAAAACCAUGGCUAAUUUUCGUAAGGGUAUUUAUUUAAUAAAUAAAUGUGAUCUAAUAAUUGGCCUUAACCUCAAACAACACAGUAAUACUUAAUAAAAAUGUGGUCACAUAUUCAAGUCACUAUUUUCUUUUCUAAAAUAUAACUGAUAAAUUGCAUAAUGUUUGUUUUUGACAGCAAAUUACCAUUGAAACAAUGAUUCAGCAACUACAGUACGCCGUUUUAGUUAGUUGUGUGUUUGAUUUAUUAUGUCAUUCGUUCUGGAAUCAUAGUUGUACUAUUUGCGCUGUUUUGGUUCACUAAACAGAACCAAUUCAUUGGAAUUAUUCUUUCAGGAAUCAGACUACGCUGAGGCUAUGUUUACACUAGUGUGUUUUAAAUUUGAAAUGAAAAAGAUCCUCAUCUACACUUGCAUUUUUACUGCGUUUGAAAUUAUCUCUGUCUACACUAAACAACCAAAAACGCAUGUCACAUGACCAUUCAAGCUUCAUACGUCAUCAAGGAUUCUUUAAUUCAGAAGAAGUAACCAUAAUAAAAUUAACUGUAUUCCUUGGAGUGUAAAAAAUACUGUAUUUUUUUUUUUUUUUACUUUGCAAUUUAACGGUUACUUUUCUUAAAUGAGCCUCCGAAAUCAGACGCAAUAUAAAUGAUGUUAUUGUUUACAGAGUCUUCAAGGAUACGCAGAGCAAAUGUGGGCAGCCAUGCCAUCAUUUUCAAAAAUCUCUGCUUUGGUCCGUUUACACUUAAACACAACCCCGCAGCAUUUUCAUAAGUCUCCAUUUUCGAAGGUUGAAAAUGCCGGAGUAAACAACAAAAAGUCAUUCGUUCUGGAUACAUUGUACACUAUUUACACUGUUUUUGGUUCACUAAAGAGAACCAAUUAAUUGGAGUUAUUCUUUUAGGAAUCGGACUACACCGAGGCUACGUUUACACUAGUGCGUUCUGUUUUAAAACGCAUAACUUUUGCUACGGUUACACCUGUUGGUUAUACUACUACGGCGUUUUCGACUCAAAAACUGAGACUUUCGAAAACGCUGCAAACCCCGUUUUAGUUUGGAAACUCCGGUUGCAUUUCAGUGUAAACAGACCACUUUUGAAAACUGAGACUGUUUAACGGACGCCGUUUUAAAACAAAAACUCACUAGUGUAAACAAAGCCUUAUGUUGAGCUGUGUGCUUUUGAUUCGCAAGAAGAUGUGAUUCAAAGAGUCAUUCAUUCGAGAAUCAGAGUACACUAUUUGUGAUAAUUCAGUAAAAGAGUCUGUCUUUCUGAAAUCAGACUAUACUGGUCGUGCUUGAUAUUUUUGAUUCAAGCCCUGGUUUGAAAAUCAACUAAACUGGUUGUACUACACUCUUAAAAAUAAAGGUUCUUUAUUGGCAUCAAUGGUUCUAUGAAGAACCUUGAACAUCCAUGGAACCUUUCAAACGUAGAAAAGGUUCUUUAGAAUUUUUAAAUGUUCUUCAAAAUGGUUCUAUUAGGAACCGUUCACUGAAAGGUCCUUUGGGGAACCAAAAAUGAUUCUUAUAUGACAUCACUGCAAAAACAUCAUUUUGGAACCUUUAUUUUUAAAAGUGUUGAGAUAUAGUAAUGGUGUUGUAGUGCAGGAAACCGUCAAAGUACGAUAUUCAUUCACGUGAGAGCUGUUAACGGAGUGAGUUUCAGAAGGUCCUCAAAAGACACGUUUGACUUGGAGCCAACUAAAGACUCGAGGAGAGUUUUGAGACUCUAAACCUGAGCGUAGUUUGCAUACCUACAACAUUCAGGACCAUCAAAUCCAACCCCAAGGAAAAGAGGUCUUCUAGCAGCCAAUAAUAUCCAUAAACCGAAACAUGCAGCAAAUGGUUACGAUUAAAGUGUUUCCUCUUUGUUUAUGCUGAUUAUUAAAUAUCUUAAGGACAUGUUGUACCACUUUUUUGGAAACAGAUGUGCUUGUGCGUAAACGUCCGAGGACGUUCAACGAAGUUCUGCUAGAACCUUUCUGUUAAAAAAACUAACCAGCACUGCGGCCCUAAUCGUAAAGAAGACAAUCGCGGUGGUUAGCGUGAAAGAUUACACGUGAAUCUCUGGCGUGAUGUUACAAGACCCCUUCAACCAGCUCCACCACUUCAAAUCUUCAUGUCCAUCAUCAUCUUUGUAUAUCCAACCCUAUCUUGUGAGAAGGCGGCAAAUUUAGUUUGAACCACCAAUUCGCCAAAGCGUGAAAUAGAUACGAUUCGCCAAUGAGAGUGGGUUGGUAACUCAUACAGCUUCAUCUCAUUACGCAGAAUCACCGUAUACGUACUUACGUUUUAGAUACAAUUAAAAAAAAAUACAAAAAAAUAAAUAAAACCUUGUGCCUCUAAUACAUUUCCUGAAGAAAACUUCACGUUGUAUUGGUACCAGCUCCGUAACUAGUUCUACGGAGCUUCUGUAUUUGAGCUGUGAAUGACUUUGUUUGCUUUUCGUUUUUUUCUCUGAACUUUUCCCUUGUUUUUUUUUUGUUUUUUGUGUGUGUAGUGACAUUGCCCCUUUCUCUUGGAGCCAUUAGUGUCCACCUCCAUCGACUCAAUUACUAAAAGCAAGAUGUGCAUUUCCUAUGCAACGAGAAAUGAGAGAAAAAAAGAAACCGAAAUAAAAGACGCUAAUGCUGUACA
Labeo rohita (rohu) is the source of this 12610-nucleotide messenger RNA. RefSeq names its product nuclear factor I/A (gene nfia). Gene Ontology annotation, cellular component: nucleus. NCBI's taxonomy places the organism in Eukaryota, Metazoa, Chordata, Actinopteri, Cypriniformes, Cyprinidae. The record is from RefSeq and is a predicted model, not a curated record. Gene Ontology annotation, biological process: regulation of transcription by RNA polymerase II. Gene Ontology annotation, molecular function: RNA polymerase II cis-regulatory region sequence-specific DNA binding; DNA-binding transcription factor activity, RNA polymerase II-specific. Bases 859 to 2433 code for a protein of 524 amino acids. The transcript is spliced from 12 exons.